CACCUCCCUAUCCAGCAAGGAGAUUUGCCAGACAUUCAACAGAUUAUAAGGGCGGCACCUGGGACUUUGAACACUCCAGGAGAGAUCAUCAAGUACGUGCUAGAUCAUCAGAAAAAUGCACCAUUGACUAAUGAGGGCUUUGUAACUGCCAUGCAGGGGAUGGCUGCUGCAGUAAUGGCAGCCUCUCGAGUUGGGGAAAAUAAGGAUAAGGGCCCAUGCUUUAAGUGUGGACAGCUUGGUCACCUUAAAGCCCAAUGCCCUAAGAGGAUUAAUCAGAAGGAAUCACAGGGACUGGGGGAACCUUGUCAAUUGUGUGGUUGGGCUGGACAUGAUGCACAUCAGUGUCAAAAAUUCAAGGUUUUGCCACAGGAAAACUGGUAUGGGAGGGUGCCAAUGGCCCAGGGCUCCUUCCCACUCUUUUAAACUGGGCCAAGGGUGCAGACCUCAUAGUGGCGUUGAUCAUGGACCUCUUGAUCGGCCGCCCAAGGAAUCCUGAAUCGACGGAGCGCAAAAGAAGAGCUUUCUUCUGGAUACCGAAGAAACCCAAGAACCCGGAGAACCCAGAGAAACAACACUUGCUGCCAACGAGAACUACCAUGCUAAUGCUGUUGUGCCUUUUGUGUCUGUGUUGGUCGCCGGUGGGGGGCAUUCAUUUGAUUCAACAACCGGGGAACUUAUGGGUUACAUGGGCUAAUCAGACAGGAAGAACAGACUUUUGUCUUAGCUUGCAGUCAGCCACUUCACCAUUCCAAACAUGUUUGAUCGGGAUCCCUGUGUGGGAAGAUUCUGGGUUCCAGGGAUAUUUAAGAUCAUUUAAUUUUAGUGCAGUCCCCCAAGAUUCAUGCAGUUGGUUUUGUAAUCCAGGGAGGAUUAAGAUCACCGAUAGAGGUUUAGGGAACGACACAGUGAUCCUCGCUGGUAGGAAAAUGGCAUGUGUUAUUUGUAGGUUGAAUGUCACUCUCCCCUGGGAGCCUCAAGAGCUGCAGAUACUGGGGUCACAGAUGGUACCUAAUGAUUCUUGGGACACAAUUGAGAAUCAUUGGUGGUCACCCGAAUGCUUAACUUUUGCUUGUACUCCGAUUCACCGUUUGACCUUAUGGGUGUCUCUUCUUGCCCUUGGUCCCUAUUGGAAUGCAAAGGAAAGUCGGUCAGAUCCAUUUACCCUUGUCUAUCCACGCAACACAGAACAGUUUGCCUGGGAUGGGCCAUACUGUGGCUUCUAUCCAAAUAGGUCCAUACCGAUGACAGAUAAUACUUAUUGUUCUGGGUUUUGGAUAAAUAAAUCCCAAAUCAUCGAUGUGACACGGUCCGAUGGCUCCCGUCGGAAAGUUGAUUGCGAGCCCGACUAUUACACAAAGGGCUGCUGUGUUAGUCCCUGGGAGAAGGGAUCGGGACCAAAGUGUUAAGUCUGGAACAACCGCACUGCAAAAGCAUUACCGCCAGGUAUUUUCUUGAUUUGCGGUGAUCGUGCUUGGCAAGGGAUUCCAGCA
Molecule: messenger RNA, 1490 nt
Organism: Coturnix japonica (Japanese quail)
Lineage: Eukaryota; Metazoa; Chordata; Aves; Galliformes; Phasianidae
Source: RefSeq, a predicted model, not a curated record